This is a messenger RNA of Sphenostylis stenocarpa, 867 nucleotides long. Lineage: Eukaryota; Viridiplantae; Streptophyta; Magnoliopsida; Fabales; Fabaceae. The record is from the annotation of a GenBank genome assembly.
AUGGCUCUUGUACCUCUAUUUCUCUCCCCCAUCGGUUCCCCCAAGCCCCUCUAUCUUUUCACUGUCAGUGAAUUUUCUCCUUCAACUCUCAACUCCUUUUACAAAUCCAUUCAUCUAGAUUUGCUUAACAAUCAAAGGAUAACGGUUCUUUGUGGAGCGGACCAGCGAAGCUCCAACCUAGAUUCUGCGAGGAAAAGAAAAAUCGUCGAACACGUUUGUCUCCUCAAAGCAAAGCAGGAUUUAUCAGAAGAGGAAGAGAACGACAUGCUCGAUUACUUGUACACAACGCAGUACCAAAUGGGUGGUGUUGUUGCAAUUUCAUUAGGGCGCGUUUCUACUCCAAAUCCAGAGCGUUACACGCAUGCACUGUUUAUGCGGUUUCAGAAGAAGCAAAAUCUUGAAAACUUUUACGAGAAUCCCUUUUACUUGAAGGUUCUCAAGGACCAUGUACUGACUUACUGCCAUGAAUUAGUUAACGUGGAUUUUGAAUCGGAAGUGGCCGAUGAGAUGCUUUCUAUAUUUCGCAAAGGAGAGGAGUUCAACCAUGGAGUGGAGUUUGUGCUUUUGAUAUCAUUUAACGAGGCUGCACUGGGUAACCAGGCAGAGCAUGCAUUGGCCUCUCUGUCAUCGAUGAUGUUGGAAUCCCCUUCCUUGAUAGUCCAAUAUACUCAAGGUUUGAAUUUUAGUCCAAGCUCUAAGGAGUAUACUCAUGGAGUUGUGAUACGAUUUCGAUCAGUUGAGGCAUUUGAGAUAUUUAUAAACAGCAAAGAGUACAAAAAUGUAUGGCAUUCUAAGUUCCAGCCUAUUGUCCACAAAUUUUUAUCACUUCAUUUUUCUGUUGAUCCUGUGGGAACUGAAAUUAUGUAG